AUGAACCUUAUUGGGAGCUACCAGCAUCAUCAUCUGAUGCACGAGACGUUUCCAUUCGUCCAGAGGUGUCAUCAAGAUUAUCACUACUUCCAAAACUGGGUGGUGAACCAUGGCGAAGUCAACUCUGACUUCCAGAUCCAGAUGCCGUACUCCACGGAGUUCGGGGCUCCGGGUCCGGCGCAAGAAAGCCAGCUGGACGAUCUCUCUGCGUGCAUGGGGAAGAGGAGAGCAUCAGGGCCGAAGAAGGAGCGGAGAAGGACGGAGAGCAUCAACACCGCGUUCACCGAACUGAGAGAAUGUAUACCAAAUGUACCGGCAGAUACGAAACUGUCCAAAAUUAAAACGUUACGUCUAGCAACAAGUUACAUUUCCUACCUAAUGGACGUGCUGGCUAAAGACACUGGGGAGACGGAGGGAUUCAAGGCCGAAAUCAAGAAAUAUGAUAGAGAUUUGAAAUGGAAACGGGAAACGAACGAUGGCCUGCAAGAGUCAUUAGGAAACGAGAAAAAGUUCAAAGGACGGACAGGUUGGCCUCAGCAAGUCUGGGCUUUGGAACUGAACCAGUGAAUGUUUUGACCUCGGAACAUGCAACCCACUCAAAGACUCCGUAUUCAAGCACGUCGCUGCAAGGAAUACAACCACUUAUACUCAUCUACCGUAUAUACGUGCAAUGUUUAAAUUCAAACAAGGUGGACUUGGUAAAAUGCAAUAUUAUGCAAAUAUUUCAACAACUGCCUGUUAAACGUGUCUUUGUCAUUUGUCGUCUGAGAGAACUUAAAUGAAAGUUGCAUAGUUGUAUAAAUAUUUUUGGUUGUGGAUAGGCCACAACAACGAACGGAGAGACUGGGAUAUUCGAGGUGUUUCUUUA
Molecule: messenger RNA, 868 nt
Organism: Oncorhynchus masou masou (cherry salmon)
Lineage: Eukaryota; Metazoa; Chordata; Actinopteri; Salmoniformes; Salmonidae
Product: heart- and neural crest derivatives-expressed protein 1-like
Exons: 2
Coding region: 1-567 (188 amino acids)
Biological process (GO): heart development; regulation of transcription by RNA polymerase II
Molecular function (GO): DNA-binding transcription factor activity, RNA polymerase II-specific; RNA polymerase II transcription regulatory region sequence-specific DNA binding; protein dimerization activity
Source: RefSeq, a predicted model, not a curated record